This is a messenger RNA of Osmerus eperlanus (European smelt), 4916 nucleotides long. RefSeq names its product glutamate receptor, ionotropic, N-methyl-D-aspartate 3Ba (gene grin3ba). Gene Ontology annotation, cellular component: plasma membrane. The record is from RefSeq and is a predicted model, not a curated record. Gene Ontology annotation, molecular function: NMDA glutamate receptor activity. Lineage: Eukaryota; Metazoa; Chordata; Actinopteri; Osmeriformes; Osmeridae. Gene Ontology annotation, biological process: monoatomic ion transport; ionotropic glutamate receptor signaling pathway.
UCGUGAAAGACAGAAGCGGGGCGACCGCUCUCAGUUGCGCGCGCUCAUCGCUCCUUCUCGUCUCCUUCGUCUUCUUCUCAUCUCCAACAACUUUCAAAGACAAAAAAAAAAACAUCAACCAGUCAAAAUGUCACCGCCUUCAGCAAACCAAGUCCGAUUCAAAGGCAACAGAAAACAUCAAGUCUGAGAAGGGAAGGAGAGCCGGGAGAAAGAGGGAGCUAUGCCAUCUCCCGCCAACCGGAGCCCAGUGGUCCUCUCGUCCUUCACGGAGCAGCAGAAUGGUGUCGCUCUCUGGACUCUGGACUCGCUACUUUCCACUGGAAAGACUUCUCCGUUCCCGACACUUUCCCACCGCGAAACUUGUUCCGCUUCUUCUACUCUUGGUCCUCUCUCUCGACCGUUGCGCUCCGCAUCCCCAGCCCUGCCACAUCCUGGCCCGGAUAGGGCACACCGUGCGACUCGGUGCCCUCUUACCGACCCGACAACCAGCGAGGAUACAAAACGCGCUCAACCGCGCUCUUGCGAGUCUCCGGCACCAAACCGGGGCAGACGUCGCUGCCACUUCCCCGCCACCACUGCUUCCCUACAACCUUACGCUCGAGAUGGUGGCUAGGUCCCCCGCGGGAGGCGACCCCGAAUCUCUAUCUCGGAGCGCCUGCCAGGACCUGGUGGUGCGUGGGGUUUCCGGUAUCCUGGCUUUUCCCCGGUCACCAGAAGAGCUCAUCCAGGUGGACUUUCUCUCGUCGUUUUUGGAGAUCCCCUUCAUCUCCAUACUGGAGGAGACGGAGCCACUCGCGACUAAGAACCGGUUCCACCUCCAGAUGUCGGCCCGUGUUCCCCCGUCCAGUCUGGGGAACCUGCUGCUGUCGGUGUUCCAUGGGAGGGAUGGAGGAGGCAGGGGGGACAGGGGCACGGGCGGGGCAGCGGUGGUCUGCCCCGGCUGGGAAGAGGGGGGCGAGGGGCUCCUCGGGCACCUGCAGGAGGGGGGCGGCGCCAGCGGGCGUCUCUGGGACGUCAUCAACCUCACCCACAUAGGGGGCCUGGGGGGGAGGAGGGAGGAGGCCAGCGAGGAGGGAAGGGAGGGCCAGAGAGAGGAGGAGGUGCUGGGGCUCCUCUCCGGCCGCCUGCUGCGCUCCCCCUCCCCCCUCUCCUCCGCCCUGCUCCUGGGCUCCGACCCAGAGUGCCUCUCCUCCGUCCUUCGCGCCGCGCAGCGCCUCUCCCCCUCGCUCCCCGCCCUGCAGUGGAUCAUGGGAUACCCCCUGUCUCCAGACUCCCUCCACACCCUGGGGGGCCCCCUCGGCUUGUUGGCCUACGGGGAGGUCGGCCGCAAGCCCAUCAGCUUCUACAUUCGGGAUGCUCUGCAGCUCAUUGGACGAGCCGUCACCGCGGCGACCAUGGUGAGGCCAGACCUGGCCCUGAUCCAGAACAUGGUGAACUGCUAUGAUAAGCCCAACCGCCAAGAACUGCCCUCGUCUGGACAGUACCUGGCAAGGUUCCUGUCCAACACCUCCUUCACCGGAGCCACGGGGCUGGUGCAGGUGGAGUCCGCCCGCUCCCGGGUCCUCUCCUCCCAGCUCUUCCACGUGUGGAGCCUGAAGCGGGGGGCUCUGGGACAGCCCGCCUGGGUGACCGUGGGCCAGUGGACCCGGGGCCGGCUGGAGCUGGAGGAGGGAGUCCUGGGGCUGGGACCGGGGCUGGGGCCGGGGGUGACCCCGGGCCAGGGCCAGGGUGCCGGGGUGCGGGGAGGGGACGGCCAGGGGGACAGCAGCCCUGGGGGGCGCUGGAGGCCAGGCCUGACCGUGGAGGGUCAUCGCCUGCGUGUGGUCACCUUGGUGGAACACCCGUUUGUGUUCACAAGGGAGGUGGAUGAGGACGGUCUCUGCCCCGCCGGACAGCUGUGUCUGGACCCCAGGACCAACCGGUCUGACCUGCUCCAAAGCCUGUUUCACCAGCUCCACAACCCCAACAGCACAUCAGCCGACCUGGGGGAGGGCGUGGACCUGCCAGACGACCUGCGCAAGUGUUGCUACGGUUACUGCAUCGACCUGCUGGAGAAGCUGGCGGAGGACAUGGGCUUCACCUUUGACCUCUACAUCGUGGGGGACGGGAAGUACGGGGCGCGGCUCGGCGGGGGGAACUGGACGGGGCUGGUGGGAGACCUGCUGGCCGGGACCGCAGACAUGGCCGUCACCUCCUUCAGCAUCAACUCGGCCCGGAGCCGGGUGAUGGACUUCACCUCGCCUUUCUUCUCCACCAGCCUGGGGAUACUGGUGCGUAGCAGGGACACCGCAGCCCCCAUAGGGGCGUUCAUGUGGCCCCUGCACUGGUCCAUGUGGGUGGGCAUCUUCGUCACGCUCCACCUCACCGCCCUCUUCCUCACGCUGUACGAGUGGAACAGCCCCUUCGGCAUGACUCCCCACGGCCGCAACAGGCUGAGGGUGUUCUCCUACUCCUCCGCCCUCAACCUCUGCUACGCCAUCCUGUUUGGACGCACCGUGGCCACCAAGACUCCUAAGUGCUGGACCGGGCGGUUCCUGAUGAACCUCUGGGCCAUCUUCUGCCUGCUGGUCCUGUCCAGCUACACUGCUAACCUGGCCGCCGUCAUGGUGGGAGAGAAGACCUUCGAGGAGGUGUCUGGAAUACACGACGACAAGCUCCACCACCCCUCCCUGGGGUUCAGGUUUGGCACGGUGAGAGAGAGCAGUGCGGAGGACUACAUGAAGAAGAGCUUUCCGGAAAUGUAUGACUACAUGAGGCGCUUCAACCAGCCCACCACACCCGACGGAGUAUCCAUGCUGAAGACAGAUCCUCCUACUCUGGAUGCCUUCAUCAUGGAUAAAGCCCUGCUGGACUUUGAGGUGUCCAUCGACGCGGCAUGCAAACUACUCACUGUGGGGAAACCAUUUGCAAUAGAAGGCUAUGGCAUCGGAACAGCCCAGGGCUCCCCCCUCACCAGGAACGUGUCAGAGUUUGUGAGUCGCUACAAGUCAGACGGUUUCAUGGACAUGCUACAUGACAAGUGGUACAAGGUGGUGCCCUGUGGAAAACGUGUGUUCGCCGUCACCGAGACUCUACAGAUGGGGAUCCAGCAUUUCUCGGGCCUGUUUGUGUUGCUGUGUGUGGGCGUGGGCGGGGCUUUGCUCACCUUGGCAGGUGAACACACCUUCUAUCACCUGGUUCUGCCCCGACUCCGACGCACACACACUCUACAGUACUGGUUACACACCAGCCAGAAGAUCCACCGAGCUCUAAACACCACCUAUGAGGAUGUGGGGAAGGAGCUGAGUGGUAUAGACCAGAGCCCGUCCCCCUGUCUCUCUGACAGCUGCACCCUCCACAGGAAACAGCAGCCCCCUCCCCCCCCAUCUCCCACCCCACCCCUGCCUGCCCUCCCUCCUUGCGGAGACACCCCCCACGCGCCUUCCCCCUCCCAGGAGCCUAAGGAGAGCAAGCAUGUGCACUUUGACCUGGAGACCCUCCAUAGCUACCGUCUCCGCACGCACACAGCCUCCGUGCGGGGCCGGCCUGGGAUGGUGGGCCGGCCGGGCCUGGGGCUGGGGGGCCUAGGCCUGGGGGGCCUGGGAGGUCUGGCCUCUCCUCGGGUUAGCCUCCAGGCUAACGGCGGACCUGCCUCGGCCCUGCCCUCCCCAGGCUUGGUGCUCUCUGCCGUGGGGAAUCGCGCCGCCCAGGCCUGCCUGUGGGAGGGGGAGCUCCAGGAACUCCAAGGGAGGAUUGAGAUCUUCCGGACCCAACUGAGAGAAGCCCUGGCCAGGAGGGCGGAGAUCCAGACCAGCCUGGAGAGAGAGAAGAGCACCCAGGGAAGGAGAGAAACCAGUCUGGAGAGAGAGAGGGACAGGGAGAGACCACUACAAACAGGGAACACUCUGGAGAGAGGAAGUGUCAGCCAAUCGAAAGCCCUGGAGAGAGACAGGACCAGCCAAUUGCAAACCCUGAACAAUCAACAAACAGGGAGACUCAACCAAUGGGGUGUUUUGAUUGGUAUUGAGCGUGGGAGAAACAACCAAUUGAACACCAUCAACAGCUUGGAUAGGGGACGAGCCAACCAAUCACGUACCGUCAAUAGAUUGACAGGGGAAAAGAUAAUCCACUCACGUACCUCCACUAGCCUGGAGAGAGGCUGGGUCAACCAAUCAGCAGCUGUUAACAGCACAGAGAAAGGGAGAACUGUCCAAUCACGUUCCACCACCAGCCUUGACAGACAGAAGGCUAACCUAUCACGUGCACUGAACAGCCAAGAAAGGGCGGGAGCCAACCAAUCCAACGCCGGACAAGAGCUUUCAGAUCCUUUAUGAGAGAGACUGAGGAUUCAAACGGACAUGAGUGUGGUCUAGGGUGGAUCCUUUAGAUGGACAUGACAAAAUCUCCACAUCUAUGAUCAACGCUUUAGAAUCUCAUUAUAGCCAAUCGGAGGACUGGUGGAAGGGGCUCACUGUGGGUAUGACUUUUCAAGAGUUUAUGGGAAGAUAUCGUUCAGAGAGACUUCCAAAAAUAUUUGCUGUACACACAUAGGACUCGACACUACAGCUGUGACCUUCAAGACCCUAGUUUCCUGUCGGGGUGUGUGUGUGACCAUAGCCCAGCUGUCUGGCUCAGAGGCCUGGCUCCCAGUGUAAAUUAGAGCAUUUCAACUUUGCUGUGGUGUUAACUGGUUGUGUUCGCUCGCCAUGGUGUCUGUAGGAUAUACCUGUGUGGUGGUUUGUGAGAAGGUCCUGCGUGCCUUCAGAUAUUUACAACCAAAUUAUUAUAUUUGAAUUUCACCCCCCCCCCCCCCCUCCUCCUGCUCCUCUACUAUAAAAUGGUAUAUAGAUAUUAUGGGAUUUUAUCAUGUUGUUCAUUCACAUCUUUUGAAAUAAACAUUUAUAUGCUGUUUAACCUGCACCAACUUAAAACAUUCA